Molecule: messenger RNA, 528 nt
Organism: Oikopleura dioica
Lineage: Eukaryota; Metazoa; Chordata; Appendicularia; Copelata; Oikopleuridae
Source: the annotation of a GenBank genome assembly
AUGUCGAUUCGGGCGGUUGCGGGCUUCCUCGUUUCGCCCUUCAUUUUGAUGGGAGCGAUUUUCGCCUUUUCGACCAUUUUCCUGACUGAGAAACAGCGCCACACAAAUCAGCGACUGGAAAAGCUCGUUACUGACGUGAGGAAACUACACAAAACACACGAAACACUCGCCAAGGGCCACAACCAGCUGACUGGAGGAGUCGAUGGUCUUUCAGACAUCAUCGAAGGCCAGCACGAGAAAUUGGUGGAAAUCGAACGCUUCUCUUCGCAACGAAAUGUUCAUGUGACUGGUAUUCCCGAGCGGCGAGAUGAAAACCCCGAAAAUAUGAUUCGCGAGUUGUUCUCGAAGAAGUUAAAAGUCGACUUUGAUGUGAAGGACAUUGAGUCCGCAACGCGACUCGGCCUGAAGAGUGAGGAGGGACCACGGGACAUUGUCGUCAAGUUCGCCAAUUUCAAGGACAAGAAAAAGUGCCUUGAAACUGCGCACUUACUCGAUGGCUCGCCUUACAUGGUCAAAGAUGCACUAUAA